Molecule: messenger RNA, 1329 nt
Organism: Schistocerca cancellata (South American locust)
Lineage: Eukaryota; Metazoa; Arthropoda; Insecta; Orthoptera; Acrididae
Product: axoneme-associated protein mst101(2)-like
Exons: 1
Coding region: 1-1329 (442 amino acids)
Source: RefSeq, a predicted model, not a curated record
AUGAGAAGGCAAGGAGAAAAAGGCUACGAGAAGGCAAGGAGAAAAAGGCUACGAGAAGGCAAGGAGAAAAAGGCUACGAGAAGGCAAGGAGAAAAAGGCUACGAGAAGGCAAGGAGAAAAAGGCUACGAGAAGGCAAGGAGAAAAAGGCUACGAGAAGGCAAGGAGAAAAAGGCUACGAGAAGGCAAGGAGAAAAAGGCUACGAGAAGGCAAGGAGAAAAAGGCUACGAGAAGGCAAGGAGAAAAAGGCUACGAGAAGGCAAGGAGAAAAAGGCUACGAGAAGGCAAGGAGAAAAAGGCUACGAGAAGGCAAGGAGAAAAAGGCUACGAGAAGGCAAGGAGAAAAAGGCUACGAGAAGGCAAGGAGAAAAAGGCUACGAGAAGGCAAGGAGAAAAAGGCUACGAGAAGGCAAGGAGAAAAAGGCUACGAGAAGGCAAGGAGAAAAAGGCUACGAGAAGGCAAGGAGAAAAAGGCUACGAGAAGGCAAGGAGAAAAAGGCUACGAGAAGGCAAGGAGAAAAAGGCUACGAGAAGGCAAGGAGAAAAAGGCUACGAGAAGGCAAGGAGAAAAAGGCUACGAGAAGGCAAGGAGAAAAAGGCUACGAGAAGGCAAGGAGAAAAAGGCUACGAGAAGGCAAGGAGAAAAAGGCUACGAGAAGGCAAGGAGAAAAAGGCUACGAGAAGGCAAGGAGAAAAAGGCUACGAGAAGGCAAGGAGAAAAAGGCUACGAGAAGGCAAGGAGAAAAAGGCUACGAGAAGGCAAGGAGAAAAAGGCUACGAGAAGGCAAGGAGAAAAAGGCUACGAGAAGGCAAGGAGAAAAAGGCUACGAGAAGGCAAGGAGAAAAAGGCUACGAGAAGGCAAGGAGAAAAAGGCUACGAGAAGGCAAGGAGAAAAAGGCUACGAGAAGGCAAGGAGAAAAAGGCUACGAGAAGGCAAGGAGAAAAAGGCUACGAGAAGGCAAGGAGAAAAAGGCUACGAGAAGGCAAGGAGAAAAAGGCUACGAGAAGGCAAGGAGAAAGAGGCUACGAGAAGGCAAGGAGAAAGAGGCUACGAGAAGGCAAGGAGAAAGAGGCUACGAGAAGGCAAGGAGAAAGAGGCUACGAGAAGGCAAGGAGAAAGAGGCUACGAGAAGGCAAGGAGAAAGAGGCUACGAGAAGGCAAGGAGAAAGAGGCUACGAGAAGGCAAGGAGAAAAAGGCUACGAGAAGGCAAGGAGAAAAAGGCUACGAGAAGGCAAGGAGAAAAAGGCUACGAGAAGGCAAGGAGAAAAAGGCAAUGAGAAGGCAAGGAGAAAAAGGCAAUGAGAAGGCAAGGAGAAAAAGGCAAUGA